CCAUUCCCACUCUCCUAGCUCAGUACGCCGAAACCAGAGAGCGUCCUCACCAACAACCCUUCAGUCAGCUCUAAAACCCCAUUUUGGCUUCCAUUACAACGCCAAGCUCGGUUCCAGUCUCCUAAAGACCCGUCUUAACUCCCACCAGGCCGCCAAAACAGGGUCAAGGAGAUCGUGGUCCUUACUAUCUUCCAUGCGUAUACUGUCCCUGAGCUCGUCUCCGUCGCGACUCACUCUAGUGUCCACGACAGAUAAGAAGCCCUUUUCGGUCUUUACUUCCAGUUGCAAUAUUCAUCUCUGUUCUUGUUUAUAGGUUGAAAUUGAGUGACAUUUCGCCACAGGUUUAAAAUGAGUGACAUUCUUAUUCCAUCGAAUUGUCGGCAUGUUCACGCCAGAAACAGUAGCAGUGGUCUUGGAGAAAUGGAAGCAAAUUUGGUAGCAGAAGGGAAUGGGCAUGGAGCUGAGAGAGGUGGGAGCUUUGACAUGGGGUCAUUAGGAAGGUGCUUGAGUAGCUUUGUGGAUGAAGGUAGCUGUGAGAGUCAUAGAUACUACCUCUCACGAAGAACUGUGCUUGAGAUGUUGAGAGACAGAGACUAUUCUGUUCCAAGUUCGGAAAUUGACAUCACUCUGCAAGAAUUUCGAGCCAUUCAUGGGCAGAACCUGGAUAUUGAUCGCCUUAAAUUUUCUGCUACUAACAAGUCGGAUCCCUCUAAAAGGGUGCUGGUUAUUUUCUGUGGGACUGGUGUGGUUAAAGUUAGUUCAGUUCGCCUCAUUGCUGCUCAGAUUGCUAAUAGGGACAGUUUAACUGGUCUAAUUUUGGUCUUGCAAAACCAAAUAACAAACCAAGCUCUGAAAGCUAUGGAUCUUUUUACUUUUAGGGUUGAGAUGUUCCAGAUUACGGACUUGCUUGUUAAUAUUACAAAGCAUGUAUUAAAACCAAAGCAUGAGGUUUUGACUGAUCGGGAAAAGGAAAAGCUCUUAAAUAAAUACAAGAUUGAAGAAAAGCAGCUUCCUCGACUCUUAAAGAAAGACGCGAUAUCACGAUAUUAUGGACUUGAGAAAGGACAAGUGGUGAAAGUCACAUACACCGGUGAGAUUACAGAGUCACAUGUUACUUACCGGUGUGUCUGGGGAAGGAGACUUGACCUUUGGGAAUUGGUCUAAAUUAGUGUUAAUGAUUAAUCUUCGUUGAUUCAGGUAAGCUAUUAAACUGUAAAUUUAGGAGAAGCACUUGUUUUUUCUACUAUAUAUGAUGAGCAGAGGAUAUUUGUGGAA
This is a messenger RNA of Manihot esculenta (cassava), 1275 nucleotides long. RefSeq names its product DNA-directed RNA polymerase V subunit 5A. Gene Ontology annotation, molecular function: DNA-directed RNA polymerase activity; DNA binding. The record is from RefSeq and is a predicted model, not a curated record. Bases 349 to 1164 code for a protein of 271 amino acids. Lineage: Eukaryota; Viridiplantae; Streptophyta; Magnoliopsida; Malpighiales; Euphorbiaceae. The transcript is spliced from 7 exons. Gene Ontology annotation, biological process: DNA-templated transcription.